CCGGAAUUCUGCCAAGCCGGGGGCGGAUUGGGCGAAAGAGCCUAGGGAGCCCCCGCCCUUCCCUGCUGCUCAGCGUCACGCGUGACGUCCUGGUGAUGGAUGGGAGGAAAGCAGAGAGCUGUGAGGAAGGCGGGUCUGAGAGCUGCUAGAGGCUGAAACCCCGGAAAGCAAGAUGGGUGACUUGCCCUUGGAUAUCAACAUCCAGGAACCUCGAUGGGACCAAAGCACAUUUCUGGGCAGAGCCCGGCAUUUCUUCACAGUUACUGACCCUCGAAAUCUGCUGUUGUCCGGGGACCAGCUGGAAGCUUCCCGAAACAUUGUGCAGAAUUACAGGGCUGGUGUGGCAACCCCAGGGCUCACCGAGGACCAGCUAUGGAGAGCCAAGUAUGUGUAUGACUCUGCAUUCCACCCGGACACAGGGGAAAAGGUGGUCUUGAUUGGCCGUAUGUCAGCCCAGGUGCCUAUGAACAUGACCAUUACCGGCUGCAUGCUCACCUUCUACAGGCAAACGCCGACUGUGGUGUUCUGGCAGUGGGUGAACCAAUCCUUCAAUGCUAUCGUGAAUUACUCCAAUCGCAGUGGGGAUGCGCCCAUCACCGUGCGACAGCUGGGGACAGCCUAUGUGAGUGCCACCACGGGGGCUGUGGCCACUGCUCUGGGACUCAAAUCUCUCACCAAGCACCUGCCACCACUAGUUGGCCGAUUUGUACCCUUUGCAGCUGUGGCUGCUGCCAACUGCAUCAACAUCCCCCUGAUGAGGCAGAGGGAGCUGCAGGUGGGCAUCCCAGUGACUGAUGAGGCAGGUCAGAGGCUUGGCCACUCGGUGACUGCUGCCAAACAGGGAAUCUUCCAGGUGGUGAUAUCGAGGAUUGGCAUGGCGAUUCCUGCCAUGGCCAUACCCCCAGUGAUCAUGAACACGCUGGAGAAGAAAGACUUCUUGAAGCGCCGCCCCUGGUUGGGAGCACCCCUGCAGGUGGCGCUGGUAGGCUUCUGCCUGGUAUUCGCCACACCCCUGUGCUGUGCCCUGUUCCCUCAGAGAAGCUCCAUACAUGUGACCAGGCUGGAGCCGGAGCUGAGAGCUCAGAUCCAAGCACAGAGCCCCAGCAUCGAGGUGGUUUACUACAACAAGGGCCUCUGAGGGCAGUCAGCCUCAGGCUGCUUCUUGGGGGCCACCUUAUAAUGCUACCACUUGUUUAUCUUCUGGGUCAGGGGAUUUGAGGUGGGAAGCAGCCUCUGAGGCCAGCAAACCCUUUGACACUCCUUAAGCCUCUUCUCUCCCCUCUGGUGUCAAAGAGCAAGUCACAAAGCCCACCCCUCCCAUGCUUGUGUGCGCGCAGACACACGUAUGUGACACAUGGAAGAGUUUAUAUAUAUGGUAGGCUUUUCUAGGAUGUCUUAAUAUUUGGCUUCCCUCCCCAGUCUCCUGCCCACCUCACAGCAAGCCAGGUCAUACAGGUGACACUUCCUUCCUUAAAGUGUUCCUCUGAACAAGACAUAUCCCAUAGUACCGUACCCUUCUAGAUACAGGAGAAGCCCCAGAAUCCCAGAGCAUGGACUGAGGGCCACCAGCACUGAGAGCCACCAGCCAUGCAAACAGACCUUAAUCCUCAGGUUUUGAGUAGGUGGCUCCAAAGCCUGGUUCCAAAACCUGGGCUGGCACAGGGAUUAGGGAGGCAGAGGACUCAUGCCUGCUGGGCCCACAUCCUUCCUCUCUUCUCUUCAAGUAAAAUGAAGGGAUGUCAGUAGCCUGUGCUGCCCUCCAUACUACAAUGUGGGUGCUUUUAGGGAUAGUUGUAGGCAUUCUUCGUCUAUUCUGAUGUCACGACUCAGAAAUCCCACAAUUCCAAUUCUUUCCUUAAUCAGAAAGCUACACAGGCAGAGCAAGCAUUCCCUUUCACGAACUGCCACCACCCGUACCCACUUGUAGCAGAACUGGUGUGUGGGAAUGGUGCUUAAACACAGGCCUCACGUGUACAACCUCAAGACAGGUAAUUCUGUGUUUCAUUGACCCUCCUUAGACAUUCGCCACGCCUCAGCUCCUUCCUUCCCGCCUAUCCCAUCUCUGGAAGAACCCAGGGGCUUCACAUAUGCUAGGAAAGUAUUCUGCCGCUGAGCUACAUCCCGCUCUCCUCUCCUCUCCUCCUCUCUUCUCUUCUCUCCUCCCCCCCUCUCUCCUUCCUUUCUUCCACUUGUUUUUUCCAGAUGAGGUCUCUCUGGGUAGCUCUGACUGUUGUGGAGCUCACAGUGUAGACCAGGCUGGCCUCAAACUCAGAGAUCCACCUGCCUCUGCCUCCCAAGUGCUGGGAAGAAAGGUGUGCGCCACCACCAGCCCAUCUCUUUCUCCUGCCUUUGGACCAAAUGGAAGAUGGGUUUGGGAACGGCAUAGGAGGCAGCGGCUUCACGGUGCAGAUUAGAUCUCCACCCUGAAUCCGUGGCCUCCAGCUAAAAAGGUGAAGGGGUGGGUGGGUGAAAAGGUCCCGGUGACGUCCGCGGACCGCCUUGUGCUUUCACUGACCACUCCCUCCAGUGACAACAGCUGACCUGUCAUGGUGUCAAUAAACUGCAAUCCUGGCUA
This is a messenger RNA of Phodopus roborovskii (desert hamster), 2575 nucleotides long. It is a transcript of the gene Sfxn3, whose product is annotated as sideroflexin 3. Gene Ontology annotation, biological process: serine import into mitochondrion; monoatomic ion transport. The record is from RefSeq and is a predicted model, not a curated record. Gene Ontology annotation, cellular component: mitochondrial inner membrane. Gene Ontology annotation, molecular function: monoatomic ion transmembrane transporter activity. The transcript has 11 exons. The coding region runs from base 173 to 1138 and encodes 321 amino acids. Lineage: Eukaryota; Metazoa; Chordata; Mammalia; Rodentia; Cricetidae.